This is a messenger RNA of Rhineura floridana, 6509 nucleotides long. RefSeq names its product broad substrate specificity ATP-binding cassette transporter ABCG2-like. Gene Ontology annotation, cellular component: plasma membrane. NCBI's taxonomy places the organism in Eukaryota, Metazoa, Chordata, Lepidosauria, Squamata, Rhineuridae. Gene Ontology annotation, molecular function: ATP hydrolysis activity; ATP binding; ABC-type transporter activity. The record is from RefSeq and is a predicted model, not a curated record. The transcript has 16 exons. Bases 203 to 2341 code for a protein of 712 amino acids.
UUGACACUCCCAGCUGUGGCAGCAGAAGCUGCUAGCGUGUGAGAGUUCCUCAAACAGACGUUUAUGCAAUUUACCAUGAACUGAGUCGCAUCAACUCAAGAGAAUAGCAGUUUCCACCUUCAGCUCUGCUUGGGAGAGACCUGAGCAGAAGGGCCUUGGAAGCAAACGGAACCAAAGAGCUUAACAUUUCAGGCAGUAACAGAUGGGAACCAUUGAUAACAUCAAAGACUCCGUUAGCGUCGGUCCAAUAGAGUUUGACAUCUGCAGCAAAGAUGCAGCAGCAGCAGCAGCAGCAUGUGGGUCCAACCCCAUGAAUGUAUCUGCUGGGGAUGAAACAGAUCACAAGGGCAUGUUCUUGCGUUCAGCCCCAACCAGAGAGUCUCUUCGAUCCCCUCGGGGGUCAGUCGUGAGCUUCCACAACAUCCAGUACUCCAUCAAGCAGUCCUACGGGCUCCCAUGCAAGCGAACAGUGGUGGAGAAGAAAAUCCUUUGUAAAGUAUAUGGCAUCAUGAGGCCAGGCAUGAAUGCUAUCCUGGGGCCAACAGGAAGUGGCAAAUCUUCUCUCCUAGAUGUUUUGGCUGCUCGAAAGGAUCCUGCUGGCUUGUCUGGGGAUGUUCUCAUAGAUGGUGUUCCACAACCUCCCAAUUUCAAGUGCAUCUCAGGAUAUGUUGUUCAGGAUGAUGUUGUCAUGGGAACCAUGACGGUGAGAGAGAAUUUGCUCUUCUCAGCAGCCCUGCGGCUCCCCAGCUCUAUCAGCUUCCGAGAGAAGGAAGAGCGGGUAAUCCAGGUGAUAAACGAGCUGGGGCUGAACAAAGUGGCUGAUACUAAGGUAGGAACUGAACUGAUUCGAGGUGUGUCUGGGGGAGAACGGAAGCGGACUAACAUAGCAAUGGAGCUGAUCACAGAGCCCCCAGUAUUGUUCCUUGAUGAACCCACCACAGGCCUAGAUGCCAGCACUGCAAAUGCUGUGCUUCUCCUGCUGAAGAGGCUCUCCAGGAGAGGCAGAACUAUAAUUUUCUCAAUCCAUCAACCUCGUUAUUCCAUAUUCAAGCUUUUUGAUAGCUUGACUUUGCUGGCCUUGGGGAAGGUACUCUAUCAUGGGCCAGCCAAGGAAGCAUUGGGAUAUUUCCAGUCUAUUGGGUAUGAGUGUGAGCCUUACAACAACCCAGCUGACUUCUUUCUUGAUGUAAUCAAUGGUGACUCCACUGCUGUGGCUGCAAACAAAUGUGGUCAAAACCCUAAGAGAACUGAAGUCCAGAUUCACAUGGAGACCAACAAUGAGAAUAACAUGGAGGAGGAAAGGAUGGAGAAGACACUGGUGGACUUGCUGCAUGAGAAAUACAUUAGCUCCACCCAGUGCCAGGACAUGAUGGACGAGUUAAAGAAAAUAGAAAAUGUUCCGGGGAUCUCACAGAAAAGACCAAGGCCUAUGAAUCAAGUGACAUAUGCAAAUGGCUUCUUCACUCAGCUCUACUGGGUGUCUCAGCGCUCCUUCAAAAACCUUAUCCGAAAUCCACAAGCUUCUGUGGCACAAAUCCUUGUGACGAUUGUCCUAGCACUUAUUGUGGGAGCCAUUUUCUUUGCUGUGAAGCUUGAUCAAAGCGGCAUUCAAAACCGAGUUGGAUCUUUGUUUUUUGUAAGCACAAACCAGUGCUUCUCCAGCGUGUCAGCCAUUGAGCUGUUUAUCAGGGAUAAGAAACUGUUUGUCCACCAGUAUACUAGCGGUUAUUACCGAGUCUCUGCAUAUUUCCUUGCUUUGAUGAUUGGAGACCUGCUACCCAUGAGGACCCUGCCUGCAAUUAUAUUUUCAUGUAUAAGCUACUGGAUGAUUGGCUUCCAGGCUGUAGCAGGCCGGUUCUUCUUCUUUAUGCUGACAUUGAUGCUAUUGUCCUACACAGCCACCUCAAUGGCCCUUGCUAUUUCAGCAGGAAUGGAUGUAGUGGCCAUUGCCAACCUACUUAUCACUAUUUGCUUUGUCUUCAUGCUGAUAUUUUCUGGCUUAUUGGUGAAUCUUCCCUCUGUGAUGAGUUGGCUGAACUGGCUGAAGUACUUCAGUAUUCCCAGAUAUGGCCUCACGGCCCUUGAAGUCAAUGAGUUUAGAGACCUGUAUUUCUGUGACAAUAUGCCGAACACCACAGAAUCUCCAUCAGUGCAUAGUUGUCCCCAACAUUCUUCUCAGUUUGAACAAAUCACAUGCUAUGGUGAAACAUACCUCUGCAGCCAGGGAAUACAGCCUACUGACUGGGCGAUGUGGGAGAACAUUGUGGCCCUUCUCUGCAUGACAAUCAUCUUCCUCCUGAUAGCAUACACCAAACUCCGGUUUAUGAAGAAAUUCACCUAACAUUCCCCACGUAGCUGUAGAACAGAUGACAUAGAAAUUAGACAUUUAGCCUUCCCAGAUCCAACAGACACAAGUCAUUUUCUCAAUUAAAUUUGGAGGACCGUACCACCCAUAUUUCUUACAUUGCUGAUGUUUAAUCUACAUUUUUGGCAAAAUAUUUUAUUUGAUUUCACAAACUUGUUAUUAUAUGAAGUUCUUAUAUAUACAUUUUUAGAUUGGUUUUGAAGUCAGUUUUGGAUGUUUCUCAGGAAAUUUAUUUAGAUCUGAAGUUCGUCAGCAGCUAGUUUUUCUUGGGGAUGUGGACCACUUUGAAAAUGAAGUCAGAGUAGUGGGGCAACAGUUCAGUCUGAAGAAAAUGGCGGGGAAGGUGAACGUCAAAAGGUGCUAAAGAAAAAGUUUGCUUUCAUAAAUCAAAAGUACCUCAGUUUGGCAGUUCUAGUGUGUUUCAAGUGUAACCACUCUUGAUCAGAAGCACUGUGGCAGGUGUCCUCCCAAAAGAUGAAAAAGGACGUAAUUCAGGUGAUAAAUAGGUAUUGUUGCCGCUGAAAAGUGGUUAGAUAAGUGGUUAGGCAUAAUAACUGUCACUUGGAGUGCUUUUACAAAUAAACCAUACUUCUCUUCAGUACUUUUUGAAGUUUUCCUUUUUUUAUUCCCUGCAACUCAUUUCCAAUGCCCUAAAGUGGUCUGCUAGCUAGUUAUGUUGCACAGAUGCCACUUUAUCUAUACCUGUUUUGCUUCUAGGUUGGCAGGGGGCACCUCUCAGGGGAGCCACAUUUGACUCAACACUUCCAAUUGCUGAGCCCUAAUUUCUAUGUAUAGAAGAGUAUAAGGAAUCUGCUUCUGUUCAAUUCUAUUCGUUGCGGGUCUACAAGAACUACUGAUCCCUGCAUAAUUUGACAUUUUGGAAGAAAAUGUGUGGCAAUAUGCUUACUUUUAUCAAUUGGGGGAUAAAUUAUUUCCCAUCCCUGAUUACAAGUUGUACUCAUUUGUGAUGUUCCCUGGGAUCCUUCAGGGAGUUUUUACCCCAGCACCCCAGAGGGUUGCCGGUAGACUGGAUUAGAUGUGUUACUCCACCUUUCCUGUUGGGACAGAUCACCCUAAUACACACUAUACUUCAGUACAGCAAUAGGAAUUCCUAUUAGCUUCAGUUGAAACAGACCUGGGUUAUAUGUUAUAUCUUUGGCUGCUGCCAAUCUCUAACGACCAAACGUCUUCUAAGAAUUAUUCUGCUCUUUCUAAGAAAGUUUGCCAAAGGAUAAUAGUGGCCGAUGUGGUAGAGUUUUGGAGCUGUCCUCCUGACACCAGCAUUGGUAUAGCUUUCCUGGAUUAACUGCCCUGCUGUGUUCAUGCAACUCCACCCCAACCCUGUUCAGGUGAGCUGUAGUGAUACCUGUGUUAGAAGGGAGGCUCCACUCAACCACACUGGCCACUAGUGCCAGAGGAGGGGCUGUAGCUCAGUGAUAGAGCAGAUGCUUGCAUGCAAAUAGCCCAUGUUCAAUCCCUGACAUCUCCAGACAGGCUAGAGAAAGACUCCUGUCUGAAAUCCUGGAGAGCCACUGCCAGUCAGCACCAGCAAUCCUGAGCUACAUAAAUCAAUGGUCAGACUCAAUAUAAAGCAGCUUCCUAUGUCCCUAAAGACAAAGGCAUUGACGUGGGGAGGAGAUAAGCCCAGGAGAAUUCUCCCAGAUCAUUAAUGUGGUUAAUAUACAAGUUUACUUAACCAAAACAUUAGGUUUUAUUAUUUAAAAUGUACAGAAGACAAAUAGUUGCAGUAAAACAAACAGAAAACAAAAGAUUAUCUAACUUAGUAUGUGCCCCAGAUGACAUUAUAGGCAGGUAGUUAAUUUAUAGCUUACUUUUUUAUAGAAGAGCCAAAACAUAAAACAGGUGCUCCUAAGUUACAAAUCAAAGGUCUUCUCCUUGACAGAAACUGCAGUGUGGAAUUCAGUGGGCAGAGCUUUUGCUAGCUGCCAAUGGAAGACAACUUACGACAACCUUGCCUGUAUCCCAGUGAGAAAAACGUGUAUAAAAGCCAGCCCCAGGCACAACAUUAUCUAGGAAGGGAGAUUUACAUGUUGUUCUAAUUAAGGCGCUCAUAGAUAGAUUACCUUAAUAUAGAUUAUGGCUUAAACCAAAAGCCAGGGUAAAACAAUGCAUUCUAAAGCUGCACAAUUCCCUAAGGGUAUCCUUAUCUCCACCCUACCCACCAUCAUGUGAGAUGAUUAGCAGCCAUCUGGGGAAUGUUAGGAAACAUGCAACAAUUCAUCCUUAGUACUAAAGAAAGUCUGCAGCCACAAACUUGAGGAUCAUAUUUAACUUCAUGUAGUAUAUUCCUAACUUUUAUGUGACAUCACUGUACAGCCACCUUUCACAAAUGCAAACUAUGCAGUUACUUGUGCUGUGCUGAAAUCUGUUCUUCAGUUUCUCAAAAGUUUUCUUCUGCAAAAGAGGCUUUUGUUCUUCUGCUUCAUUCUCAAGGCAUCUGAGAAUUUCUUGAGACUUUCUGUGGGUUUUUUAGCAUACCUUGCUGUGAGAUGGCUAAGACUGCAAUCCAAUGCACACAUACCUGGGAGUAAGUCCCACUGAAUCCAAUUUAGCUUACUUUUGAGUAGACAUGUAUUGGAUGGCAUCUUUAGGGUAGGGUGUGUAUGGUUUUUUUUCCAGUUAAACACUUUCUCAGCACUCUCUAGCCUCCUUGGCUGCCUGUGUUGCCCGAUCAGAAAAAGUACCAUGGGAGGAGUUACCUCAUAUCACAGGGCUUUAAUCGAAGUAUGGGAAGCUGCAGAGUGCAGGCCACAGGUGAGAUGAUUUGUAGAAUAAAAGAAAAUAUACUAACAAAAAUUCUUCAGCCACCUCAUAAGUCAGAUAAAUGUGAUUAAAAUCCCCACCCCUCACCCAUGAGAAUUUUAUCGUAAUUUUCUCUCUCCUUUGAAAAUUUUUUCAUGCAUUUUCCCCCUCAUUAAUUCAUGGAGAACAGUCAAAAAUAAUGUGUAAAAAUAAUGUGUAAAGAUUUGACGAGAUGGAUUAAUCGAUAUGUUUAUUUGGAUUAUGGCUAUGACAACAAGAUUAUUAUGGGAUACUGAUAAUAGAAGAAUGGCUACUGAAAUUACUGGAUUUAACAGGAUUAUUGAAGAUGGAAAAUGGAAUUAAUAUAGAUAAUGGAAGAAUGGCUAUUGAAAUUAUUGGGCCUAACAGAUUUGAAUCAGAUGGAUUAAGCGACAUGUCUAUUUGGAGAAAAGUUGAAAGAUAUAUCUCUCAAGGAAUUGAAACCUCUCUUUGACUUUUUGUAGAAAGAAUAAAGUAAUGUUUUGAGAUUUGAUGAUUAAUUAAGAUAACUUCUGGAGGAAAGUGAUUUUAUAAUAUAAUUUUAGAGAUAGGACUGUUAUACAUUGUAGACCUAUAACUGAUCUGCGACAAAUCGGAAGUCAACAUUUUAUUUUAUUGUAUAAUUGUUUUUGUUUUGUUUUGUUUUUUGUCUUUGAAAAUCUGAAUAAAUAUUAAUGGGGAAAAAAAUAAUGUGGGAGAAAAAUUUGGCACCGCACUAGCAGAUAUUGCCAUAGAAGAUCAUUGACAGAGCGGUGAGGUAGGGAGGAUUUAAGCUCAGUGUUAGGGAAACUUUCCACGUAUGAAGCUCUAGGCUGGUUACAGCUCAGGUAGCAGCUAGAUUUUAUAGGACUAAACAGACUAUUUGCCUAUCAGUAUCAGGUGUCUCUCACCAAGAAAGAGAUGUGCGUAAAAGUAGCUUUCUGUGUGCACAGGUGAAAUGGAUGCAGAUGUACAUCUGGGUGCGCAUCCUCAACCUCUCCAAGCUCCACUGAACUGGCUGGCUGGGGAUAAAUGCCUUUAUCUGAGACCAUCAAUUGUUAUAUAUGACUAGCUGCAUACAAAGAGUUGGAUCACAGCCUAUGUCUUUAAACCCACAUUUCGCUAACACUGGAUUUAGAUCCAAGCUUUGAGACUUUAGUGAAAUAAAGAUUAAGGGUUUUUUUGUGAUCAGUGGACCGUUAAAAAGUAUAUCCAUUAAACCGACAUCCAUAAUUGUGUUGCCAUUGUAAAUAUCUGUUCAUUAUGCUUUCAUGUUUCAAUAAUGGGGAAAUCAUCUAUUGUUUUAUAAUAUGUAAUUUCUGUGUAUUAAUUGUUUCAAAGUUUUAAAAAUAUAUUGCCUGAA